Morus notabilis is the source of this 2028-nucleotide messenger RNA. Its product is annotated as cytochrome P450 94A1-like. The coding region runs from base 277 to 1821 and encodes 514 amino acids. NCBI's taxonomy places the organism in Eukaryota, Viridiplantae, Streptophyta, Magnoliopsida, Rosales, Moraceae. The transcript has a single exon. Gene Ontology annotation, molecular function: oxidoreductase activity, acting on paired donors, with incorporation or reduction of molecular oxygen; monooxygenase activity; iron ion binding. The record is from RefSeq and is a predicted model, not a curated record.
UUUUUUUUCCCUUCCAAUGAGAUGACGUUUUUUUACAGAUUGUGCACGUGUCUAUUCCCAGCGUUGGAUAAUUUGCUAACAGCUGAAACGGUUGAUUACGUGCCGCCACGUGGCAAUUAAAAGUUCCACCGUACAAUCAAUGGGCGUGGGGCCACCUAACCUGAACACUGGUACUAGAGAGACAAAAGAGUCCUACAAAUACAUCGACAGAAACUGCAGAAUACAGUGAGAAAGAACUGGAGUAAGAGUAACUAAUAACUGAGAAUUACUCGGAUAAUGAUGCUUCCUCAACUAUUAGCCUUACUCGUCCUCUUCAUCUGCUCCUUCCUCUUCCUUUUCCUUCUCAGAAACAGGAAAAAGCCUUCUUCCUCUUCCAAGCUUCCAAGGUCCUACCCCAUUGUUGGCACCUUCUUGGCCGCAUCGGCCAACAAGCGCCGCCGCAACCAGUGGUUCGCCGAGCUCCUCCAGAGCGCGCCCUCCGCCACCUUCGUCCUCAAGCACCUCCUCGGCCCUCGCCAGAUCCUCACCGGAAACCCCGCCGUCGUCCAGCACAUUCUCAAGUCUCACUUCUCCAGCUACGGCAAAGGCGACGCCUUCAGAGUCCCCCUCUCCGACUUCCUCGGCGACGGCAUCUUCAGCGCCGACGGCGACAGCUGGAAGUUCCAGAGGAAGGUCGCUAGCCACGAGUUCAACACCAAAUCGCUUCGCAAGUUCGUCGAGACAGUCGUCGACUCCGAGCUCUUAGACCGACUUAUCCCAAUCCUCUCCGCCGCCGCCUCUGAGAAGAAGUCUUCCUCCGUCGUCCUCGAUUUCCAGAACCUUCUUCAGCGUUUUGCCUUCGACAACAUCUGCAAGAUCGCCUUCGGUCACGAUCCUGCUUAUCUCUUACCUUCUCUUCCGGACUCGAAAUUCGCCGUCGCUUUUGACACUGCGACGUUGAUUAUCGGCGGCAGAUCCAUGUCGCUGUUUCCUCCGGUGUGGAAAAUCAAGAAGCUUCUUGGAAUUGGAUCGGAGAAGAAGCUCAAGAAUGCGAUCAAGGAAGUUCGCGAUGUCGCCCAAUUCAUAGUCAGAGAGAAGAAGAAGGAGCUCGCGGAGAAAUCGUCGCUCGAUUCCGUGGAUCUCCUCUCGCGGUUCUUGAGAUCAGGCCAUUCCGACGAGAAAUUCGUUGUCGACAUCGUCAUAAGCUUCAUUCUUGCCGGACGCGACACGACAUCUACCGCGCUUACGUGGUUCUUCUGGCUGAUCUCCCAGAACCCGCGCGUCGAGCGCGAGGUUUUGAAAGAGAUCUUCACAGACAAAGAGAAAUCGGAUCAGGAGAUAUCUGUCUACGACGAGGUGAAGGACAUGGUGUACACGCACGCGGCGCUGUGCGAGAGCAUGAGGCUGUACCCGCCGGUGCCGUCGGACAGCAAAGAGGCUGCGAACGACGACGUUUUGCCGGAGGGGACGGCGGUGAGGAAGGGGGAGAAGGUGACGUACCAUCCAUACGCGAUGGGGAGGCUAGAGGCGCUGUGGGGGAAGGACUGGACGGAGUUCAUCCCGGAACGGUGGCUGAAGGUGGAGGCCUCGACCGGAAAUUGGGAGUUCGUGGGGAGGGAUCCGUACACUUACCCUGUGUUCCAGGCGGGGCCGAGGAUCUGCUUGGGGAAGGACAUGGCGUUUCUCCAGAUGAAAAGGGUGGUCGCCGGCAUCAUGCGGCGGUUCAGGGUGGUGCCGGCGAUGGAUGGAGGGGUUGAGCCUGUGUACGUGUCGGAUUUGACUUCGAAAAUGAAAGGUGGGUUUCCGGUGACGAUCAAGGUGAGGACCAACAAUUGUUUAUGAUUAUGAAGAUGCGAAAGUUCAUCACUUGUGGGAGUUGACUUGUCAUUUGUAUAUAAUUUGUAGGCCCCACGUGUUAGUAUUUAAUUAAUGAAUGAUCGAGUGAUUAUUAGGUUGAGCUGUCAUUUCUCCAAACGCUAUUUUAAUGAAGUAGAUUUAUAAAGGAUUGGGAAUGUUUAUGGUAGAAAAUGUUAUUUUCCUUCGCUAAUA